GUGUACUCUAGCAUAUUCUCCUAUCUCUUUUCUAUCGUCAACAUACAAAUUCAGUAAAUAAAAAACAAUUAUAAAUAAAAAAGUGUAAAAGAGAGACGUACAAGCAUGGCCUUUGCAAUUUCAAGCAAAGAAGAGAGAGAAACGAAAGUAUCAACUCCAAAGUUUGACUGCACCACAAAAAUAACAAAGAAAAUGGAGGAGCAGCCGUCUACGGAGGAGCAGCCGUUCCUUUUUCCUCUUCUUUUUCUUCACUAUUCUAAUCUCAAGGCUAUUCCCAUCUCUUUCAUCUUCUUAUUCUACUUGCUCUGCUACCACUUUCAUUUAUCUUUCUCUCUCUAAACCCACCCUUGCACAACACCGCCAGCUCCUCGGUUCUUCUUCUGGGUCUGAUCAGAAAGAGUGAAAGAUUGCUUCUUUUGGGUUUUCUUUUUGUUUUUAUUUGAAUUUGGGUGGUGGGGGAGGUUUGCUUAAUUGCUUUGCUUCUGUUCUGUGUGUUUGUUGUUGGUCACUCGUGGAUUCUUGUUAAAAGUAACUAAGUUUGGUGAGACAACCGACAGUUCUGCGCCUCGUAUAUUGUCUCUCUCCUCCGUAUGUCUCUCUUCUUUAACGGACGACUCUUCCUGUUUCUUGGACUUGUACUCAACUUGUCACAACUCCUCCAUUGCAUCCCCUGCUCCUUAAACAAGAUUGUCAAGCAACAAGUCCUGACUAGAUUCCUGACUAGAUAUAUGGGAAGUGACACCUAAAAAGAAUGAAACCCAAAAAGAGUUGACUGCUAACACAUCUAUACGGUAAAGAUGCUGCCAAAUGGAAGUUGCAGAUGAAAUAGCCAAGGGUUUAUCUUAUGAUCUGGGUGUUGAAGAACACACACGAAUUCAAAAUCACCAUGGCUGCAACAAGUUAGACUUUUGUUUUCUUGGUCUCUGAGGAAAAUCUGACAAGAAAAUGAAGAGAGAAUGGAGGGGGAGGGUAUCACCACGAGAGCAAGACAUCAUGGGAAUCUUUAGCUUUGGCUAUAUACUGGUGCUGCUUCUAAUCAUUCCAUCACAGGCUAGAGAAUUAGCUUCACCGCAAAAUAGCAAUGAUGAAAUUGUGGGGUUGCUAUCCUUCAAGAGAUCCUCUGUUCAAUCUGAUCCGAAUAAUGUCUUAGCCAAUUGGACUCCCGAUUCCUCUAGUCCUUGUUCAUGGUUUGGUGUCUCUUGUUCUGUUGAUGGCCGUCGUGUGACCUCUCUGGACCUCACCAAGGCCGGCCUCAUUGGCAGUCUACACCUUUCUCACCUUACAUCUUUGUCAGCUCUCACCACAAUUAUUCUCCGAGAUAAUUUAUUUUCUGCCGGUGAUCUCUCUGCCUCCUCUGCUAUUCCCUGUGCUCUAGAGACUCUUGACUUGUCUUCCAACAACAUCUCUGAUCCUCUUCCGGCGAGUUCCUUCUUUAUCUCCUGUAAUCGUCUGGCUCAUGUUAAUCUCUCUCAUAAUUCAAUUCCAGGUGGCACUCUCCAGUUUGGUCCUUCUUUAAUGCAGCUUGAUAUCUCUGGCAAUCGCAUAUCUGAUUCAACUUUCUUGAAACGCUCUCUCUCUCUCUGUCGGAACUUGAAUUUCCUCAACUUCUCCAAUAGCAAGCUUACUGGCAAACUUGAAAUCACUCCCUUAUCUUGCAAGAGCCUCUCAGUUUUAGACCUCUCAUAUAAUUUGCUAUCUGGGGAGAUACCACCCAGUUUUAUUGCAGACUCUUCAUCAUCUCUCAAGCAUCUGGAUUUAUCCCACAAUAACUUUUCUGGUAGCUUCUCCAGUCUUGAUUUUGGACGCUGCAACAAUCUCAGUUUCCUCAGUCUGUCACAGAACAAGCUUUCCGGCACUGUGUUCCCAAUUAGUCUGAACAAUUGUGAGAUUUUGGAGACGCUUGACCUCUCCCAUAACGAGCUUCAACUAAUGAUACCUGGUGCCCUGCUGGGGAAGUUGAAACAGUUGAAGCAGCUGUCUCUAGCUGACAAUCUGCUCUUUGGUGUUAUUCCUCCUGAGUUGGGACAGGUCUGUGGAACUCUGCAGGAGUUGGAUCUAUCAACAAACAAACUCACUGGAGGCUUGCCGCUGAAUUUUGUAUCAUGUUCUUCUCUGCAGACCCUAAACCUUGGAAACAAUCUCCUUUCAGGAGAUUUCCUCACUACUGUUGUCAGUAGCCUUCAAAGUCUGAAAUAUCUCUAUGUACCAUUCAACAACGUAACUGGUCCUGUGCCCUUGUCUCUCACAAAUUGUACUCAGCUUCGAGAGCUUGACCUGAGUUCCAAUGGCUUCACUGGUAAUGUUCCUUUUGAGUUCUGCACCUCCUCAAACCCCUCUAAGCUGCAGAAGUUUUCUAUGGCCAACAAUUACCUAUCAGGGCAGGUGCCUUCAGAGCUUGGAAGCUGCAAAAACCUGAGAAGAAUUGAUCUUAGUUUCAACAAUCUGAAUGGUCCCAUUCCUUCAGAUGUUUGGACCUUGCCAAAUCUUGUUGAUUUGGUUAUCUGGGCAAACAACCUCACAGGUGAAAUUCCGGAAGGCAUUUGCGAGAAUGGAGGAAACCUUGAAAGUCUGAUCCUCAACAACAAUCACCUCACUGGAAGUAUUCCUAAGUCCAUUGGUAGUUGCACAAAUAUGAUUUGGAUAUCACUUUCCAGCAACAAGCUUAUUGGAGAAAUCCCUCCUAGCAUUGGAAAUCUAGUGAACCUUGCAAUACUCCAAAUGGGUAACAAUUCGCUCAGUGGACAAAUACCACUGGAGCUAGGAAAGUGUCUGAACCUUAUAUGGCUUGACUUGAACAGCAAUAACAUUACUGGGUCCAUCCCACCUGAGCUUUCAGCUCAAUCUGGCCUAAUUAUUCCUGGGAUUGUAUCAGGAAAGCAGUUUGCUUUUGUGAGAAAUGAAGGCGGGACAUCUUGCAGAGGAGCUGGAGGACUUGUUGAAUUUGAGGGGAUUAGAGCAGAGAGGCUGGAGAAUUUACCAAUGGUUCAUUCAUGUCCAACAACAAGAAUUUACUCUGGGACCACAGUUUACACCUUUUCCAGUAAUGGCAGCAUGAUAUACCUUGAUCUUGCCUACAAUUCCUUGUCUGGAACUAUUCCUGAAAAUUUUGGUUUGAUGAGCUAUUUACAGGUUCUGAAUUUGGGGCACAACAAGUUAACUGGAAAUAUUCCUGGCAGUUUUGGAGGUUUAAAAGAAAUUGGAGUUCUGGAUCUCUCUCACAAUGAUCUUCAAGGAUUUAUCCCAGCAUCUUUAGGGACUCUUUCAUUUCUUAGUGAUCUUGAUGUCUCUAAUAACAACCUUUCUGGUCCCAUCCCUUCUGGUGGUCAGCUGACCACUUUCCCGGCAUCCAGAUAUGAAAACAAUUCUGGCCUUUGUGGGGUACCAUUGCCCUCUUGUAGCUCUGGAGGCCGCCAGUCGGGCUCUUAUCAUCAGGGAAAGAAGCAGUCCGUGGCAGCAGGGCUGGUCGUCGGCAUCACAUUCUUUAUGUUGUGUAUCUUUGUGCUCAUAUUAGCUCUUUAUCGUGUGAAGAAGUUUCAGAAAAAGGAGGAACAGAAAGAAAAGUAUAUUGAAAGCCUUCCAACUUCGGGUAGCAGCAGCUGGAAAUUUUCAGGCGUUCCUGAGCCUCUGAGCAUCAACAUUGCAACAUUUGAGAAACCUCUGCGUAAACUUACCUUCGCCCAUCUGCUUGAAGCCACUAAUGGUUUUAGUGAUGAGAGCUUGAUAGGUUCUGGAGGAUUUGGACAAGUCUACAAGGCAAAACUUAGCGAUGGUUCUGUUGUUGCAAUAAAGAAACUGGUCCAUGUUACAGGCCAGGGAGACAGAGAGUUUAUGGCAGAAAUGGAAACCAUUGGGAAAAUCAAGCACCGGAACCUGGUACCUCUGCUGGGUUACUGUAAGCUUGGGGAGGAGAGGCUUCUUGUCUACGAGUACAUGAAAUGGGGAAGUCUGGAAUCUGUUCUUCAUGACAGGUCUAAAGGAGGAUGCUUGAGGCUUGAUUGGGCAGCAAGAAAGAAGAUUGCCAUAGGUUCAGCAAGAGGACUUGCAUUCCUUCACCACAGCUGCAUACCGCACAUUAUCCACCGCGAUAUGAAAUCUAGCAAUGUUCUUCUAGAUGAAAACUUUGAGGCCAGAGUUUCUGAUUUCGGCAUGGCAAGAUUGGUGAAUGCUCUCGACACGCAUCUUAGCGUAAGCACACUUGCAGGAACUCCUGGUUAUGUGCCUCCUGAGUAUUAUCAGAGCUUUCAAUGCACAACAAAAGGGGAUGUCUACAGCUAUGGUGUCAUACUGCUGGAGCUCCUCUCAGGCAAGAAGCCAAUAGAUCCAACAGAGUUUGGGGAUGACAACAAUCUUGUAGGAUGGACAAAGCAGCUUCACAAAGAAAAUAGAGACAAUGAGAUACUGGAUACUGAGUUAACACUGCAAAAAUCUUGUGAAACUGAGUUGCAUCAGUAUCUGAGAAUUGCUUUUGAGUGCCUUGAAGAAAAGCCUUUCAAGAGACCAACAAUGAUUCAAGUGAUGGCCAUGUUCAAAGAGCUUCAGGUUGAUUCUGAAAGUGAUAUCCUAGAUGGUUUCUCACUGAAAGAUGCAGUUAUCGAUGAAUCGAGAGAGAAAGAAUGCAGCUCGUGAUAUGGGGUACAUGGCUGAGGAUGUGACCAUGGUUUCUCACUGGAUGCUGGAGUUAUCCUACAAAUUUCACCUACUGUAAAUAAUAGAACACUCAACUAGACAGAGAAAGGUGCAGGAAAUGUGGGAAGAAACAUAGUCAUGGAGUAUUUCAGUUGCUUAACAAUGGGUGACUUGCAAAUUUUUCUUUCCUUUGAUCAUUACUUGAAAAGCUUUGUUUCUUUGCCAUUAGCUUCUUUCUUUUGUCACAGUUUUGCCAACAGAUGUUUCCCUAUUUGUUUUAUUUAGAAUUUUUCCAAUUUUUUGCUGUUCAUAGAAAUCCAGUAGUUGAGAAAUGAAGACCUGUGUCUUGUAAAGUUAUAGUCAUUAGCAUAUAUAAUUUGGAAGUAAAUCAUAAUUGUAUCAUUUUCAUUUAGUUCCAGUGAAAGUAAUAACAAUAAUGAUAACAUAACACUAUCUGCA
Molecule: messenger RNA, 5085 nt
Organism: Manihot esculenta (cassava)
Lineage: Eukaryota; Viridiplantae; Streptophyta; Magnoliopsida; Malpighiales; Euphorbiaceae
Product: receptor-like protein kinase BRI1-like 3
Exons: 2
Coding region: 946-4626 (1226 amino acids)
Biological process (GO): protein phosphorylation
Molecular function (GO): ATP binding; protein kinase activity; protein binding
Source: RefSeq, a predicted model, not a curated record